Messenger RNA from Dermacentor silvarum, 986 nucleotides. Its product is annotated as keratin, type II cytoskeletal I-like. Bases 143 to 811 code for a protein of 222 amino acids. The record is from RefSeq and is a predicted model, not a curated record. The transcript is spliced from 14 exons. Lineage: Eukaryota; Metazoa; Arthropoda; Arachnida; Ixodida; Ixodidae.
GUAAAGAACAACGCAGACCUCUUAGCUGAGGCUUUUUGCCACAAUCAGCGGUUGCAGCAUACCGCGCGUUUUCUCUCGACAUGCGUAAAACUAUCUCGCAAAUGUAUCAUCUUGGGUGCCAAUUUUGGUAAGGUAGAAAAGAAUGAAAUUAGCCUUAGUCACCAUCACAUUUAUUGUCGUCGUGAUUAUAAUCACUGAAGUGGAGCUCGCUAAAGCCAGAAGUAAUGCAAACAGCCAGGUCCAAACAGGGAACAGACGACAGCCGAACCAGUCCCGAAAUCGGAGGGGACCCAGAUACCCCGUCGGAAAGCCUGGGUCUCGACCAACGGGUAACCGGCGCAAACCCAACAGGCGACCUAAUUCGCGUCGCCCGAAGAAACCGGGGAACGUGGGGAAUGGUUCCCGCCACACUGCAAACAAGCCAACUGGCCACGGUAAACCGGAGCGCGGGACCUCCAACAACGACAAGCCUGAAUCGAAUACGGGGGCUACAAGUGAACACUCCACACCGUCACCGACCGGAACUUCGAAUGGAAUGGGCGGUGGAAUGACGGACUAUACGGGAAUGGGCUAUGGUGGUGGAAUGAUGGGCCCUAUGGGAAUGGGCAUGGGAGGUAUGGGAAUGGGAAUGGGAGCCAUGGGAGGUAUGAUGGGUACAAUGAUGGUGGGCCAGUUGGCAAAUACGGUCGGUGGCACGGUGGUCAACAUUACGAAGGCAGCUACUGGAUUGGACGAUGGGGGUGGUGCUGCUGGGGAUGCGGGUGGAGCGGGGGGUGGAGAUGAAGGUGGCGGUGAAGAGGGUGCCAUGUAAGGGAUGCAUGCCAUGCGCUGAGACGCAGCUACGGCGACAUGAGCGAUGAAACUUCAUGCGACUUUUCUUUAUGAGCGAUGCAGUUUGCUACAUUUUCGGUUGGCGAUAGAAAGGAGCAUGACCUGGAUCAAGAUGUUCCAGCUGUUUGUCCUGCCUCCUAUUUCCACAAUAAAAA